ACUUGAAUGAAUCGAGGAUGAACUUUGGAAUUCAGUAAUGAUCGUGGUGGUUAUUUUCUGAGUUUGUACUUUUUAAAAGGCAAGAGCAGAGAAGGGCUAUCAAGAAACAGUUCACAUCCUACUACUUUAGCCAAUCGCUUAGUCGUCGUGCUCGUAUGCAAUUACUCACUCAGUUUCACUCAAAUCUCGCAUUCACAUCUUGCUCACAAUCCCAAACACUACAACCCCAGGGCUUGAACUUGUUUCUGUGAAUUCGACAUCAUACUUCCAGGCCUCUCACAUCCAAGCUAUUCCCCCUGGUCUCAACUCGACUUCGGCCGAGCUAGACAAAGAAAGCUGUGGACUAUAAGGAGGUCCUCGAGUUCAACACUUACCCCACCUGCCCGCCGGGACCUUCACCACAACAACACCAACUCAACCUCCCCAUCACCAUCAUGGCCACCCCAACCUCCGAACCCCAAGAUGACUCCUCGCUCUCCCAAGAAGGCUGCUACGUCGCCCUGACCAACUCCCCCCUCACCAUCCAAUCCGUAACCGACCGCGUGCGCUCCCCCCAAGCAGGCGCCAUCGUCAUCUUUGCCGGAACAACCCGCGACACCUUCGAGCACAAACCCGUCGCCCAACUCUCCUACACAGCCUACACGCCCCUCGCGCUACAAACCAUGCUCACCAUCGCCACCACCCUGCACUCGGAACACAGCCUCCACGGAAUCGCCAUGGUGCACCGGCUCGGCGCGGUGCCCGUCGGGGAGGAGAGCAUCGUGAUCGCGGUGUCGGCGGCGCACCGGCAGGCGGCGUGGCGUGCGGGGGAGGCGGCGCUGGAGGCGUGCAAGGCGCGGGUGGAGGUGUGGAAGCGGGAGGAGUUUGGGGAUGGGGAGGGGGUGUGGCGGGCGAAUCGGGAUGGGGUGAGGGGGGAGCGGGUUGGGUGAUGGGGUUGUCAUGUCAUGUAGUAGUCGGGUGGGGUUGAGGUUAGGAUGGGUGAUAGGUGUAUAUGAUGUUUGUUUUGGGUCUCGGCUGGUUGGGAUAGUUCAGGGUGGU
Molecule: messenger RNA, 1038 nt
Organism: Chaetomium fimeti
Lineage: Eukaryota; Fungi; Ascomycota; Sordariomycetes; Sordariales; Chaetomiaceae
Product: Molybdopterin biosynthesis MoaE
Exons: 2
Coding region: 435-929 (164 amino acids)
Biological process (GO): Mo-molybdopterin cofactor biosynthetic process
Cellular component (GO): cytosol
Molecular function (GO): molybdopterin synthase activity
Source: RefSeq, a predicted model, not a curated record